UGCCAUGCGGGGCUCCCCCUCCCCACCGGCGGCGGCGGGGCGGGAGGGCAGCGGCGCCCCAUGCGGCGGGGGCGGCCGGGCGGCGGCUGACACCAUGUGCGCCCGGUGCCCGGGGCGAGGAGCGGGGAGUAGCCAUGGCCCCCCCCGCCGCCCAGCCGGGGGUGCCGGGCGGGCGCGGCUCUAAGGUGCCCCCGGCGCGGAAGCUCCUCUGCAUGUGCAGCCUCUCCCUCUGCCUCACCUACCUGUGCUACAGCCUCAUGGGGGGCACCGGACCGGGCGCUCUGCGCUCCCCGGCCGCGCUCCCUGGCACGGCGACCCCGCGGUCCCCGGCCGCGCUCCCUGGCACGGCUCUCCCCGGGCCCCCGCGCUCCCCGGCCGGCUUCCUGGGAGGCUCCUUCGCUCCGGACCCCUCGGCGGCCCCGGCGCGGGCCGGCAACAGCAGCCAGGAGCGGGCGGCGGGGCCCUGGCCGCGGACGUCGCUGGCCCCCGGGGAGGUGAUCACGGCGCAGAGCGGAGCCUUCGAGAGGGACCCGCAGGAGUCGAGCACCACGGACGAGGAGCUGAGCCGGGCUGGCAGCCCGGGGAGCCGCGGCGGCAGCAGCAGCAGCAGCAGCACCACGCCGGACUACGGGGAGAAGAGGCUGCCGCAAGCUCUCAUCAUCGGAGUGAAGAAGGGGGGGACGCGGGCGCUGCUGGAGGCCAUCCGGGCGCACCCCGACGUGCGCGCUGUGGGCACCGAGCCCCACUUCUUCGACAGGAACUACGAGAAGGGGCUGGAGUGGUACAGGAACGUGAUGCCCAAGACGCUGGACGGGCAGAUCACCAUGGAGAAGACCCCCAGCUACUUCGUGACCAACGAGGCCCCCAGGCGCAUUCACUCCAUGGCCAAGGACACGAAGCUGAUCGUGGUGGUGCGGAACCCGGUCACCCGCGCCAUCUCGGACUACACGCAGACGCUCUCCAAGAAGCCGGAGAUCCCCACCUUCGAGGUGCUGGCCUUCAAGAACCGGACCCUGGGGCUGAUCGACGCCUCCUGGAGCGCCAUCCGCAUCGGGAUCUAUGCCCUGCACUUGGAGAACUGGCUCCAGUACUUCCCUCUCUCGCAGAUCCUUUUUGUCAGUGGCGAGAGGCUCAUCACUGACCCGGCUGGGGAAAUGGCCAAGGUCCAGGACUUCUUAGGCCUCAAGAGGAUUGUGACAGAGAAACAUUUUUAUUUUAAUAAAACCAAGGGGUUCCCCUGCCUAAAGAAGCCAGAGGACAGCAGUGCUCCCCGGUGCUUGGGCAAGUCCAAGGGUCGAACUCACCCCAAAAUAGACCCAGACGUCAUCCACAGACUGCGGAAGUUUUACAAACCCUUCAAUGUCAUGUUUUACCAAAUGACAGGCCAGGAUUUCCAGUGGGAGCAGGAAGAGAGUGAUAAGUAGACCCACAAAAUCAGGACCAAAAAAUGCUCUUUUCUUUUGAGGUGUAAAUCAUCAUUAGAGACCCAAAACUCACCCAGGGCUGGAGGCUCAGCAUCGUGAGCGCAAGGCUCCUGCACUGUCAAGGUUGCUGCCAAAGCCACCCCAUGUUUCCAGCCCUGAAACCUUAAUGGCACCAAACCUCGGGUCGCACUUGGGCUCUCCCCACUGUGACCGUGAGAAGCCAGGGGCUGGUGGGAGGAAGGAGGCAGAGGGUGCGGGACUCCUCGGGGUGCUGGGAUGCUUCGUGCCCACAUUUCGCUGCUGGCUCCCCCUCGCAGCCAGGCAAGGCAGGAGCAGCUCCUGCAGGGCUGCCUGAGCAGGAGGGUGGCCCAAAACCCAGCAGCAUGGGGUCAAACUCAUAGAUUUGAUUUCUUCUGUCCUGGCUUCUAGUUUUGCCCAAGCGGCAGCAUCAGAUCUGUUGAAGUCCAGGCUCGUGCAUUCACAUGCACACUGGUGUUUAUGUGUGGAAGGAAUAAAGCCAGUUAUGCUGCAGGGGAACUAUGUACAGAAACUUCAUUUGCACCAGAUGUUCCAAUUACCUGUUGCACUAAAACUAGUGUUUACCAAGUGCCACAAAACGCCUGGGCCUGAUUCUCCUCCAGCUGAUGGGUGCAUCCCCAUUGCUGGAAGGGAGCCCUUCCUCUUUGCUGGGAUGCUCAGUGAGGUCAGACCUGGGUCCUCCCCAAGCCCCCCCUCCUCUGUGCUGUGCCCUGCUCCGAGGUCUGGAGCCAGGUGUUCCUGGUGGGAAUGGCGGGGUGCCUGCAGGCAGAGCCAUGGGGACAGCCCCAACAAGGGCCUGGGCAGGGCUGGCUGUGGGGCCUCUGGCACUGCCCUUUGCACCUUGAAAACGAGAGCUCUCCUGCUUGUCGGUGACAGAGGGGCCC
Messenger RNA from Pezoporus occidentalis (night parrot), 2347 nucleotides. It is a transcript of the gene HS3ST4, whose product is annotated as heparan sulfate-glucosamine 3-sulfotransferase 4. Bases 135 to 1424 code for a protein of 429 amino acids. Gene Ontology annotation, molecular function: [heparan sulfate]-glucosamine 3-sulfotransferase activity. Lineage: Eukaryota; Metazoa; Chordata; Aves; Psittaciformes; Psittacidae. The record is from RefSeq and is a predicted model, not a curated record. The transcript is spliced from 2 exons.